Neogale vison (American mink) is the source of this 1112-nucleotide messenger RNA. RefSeq names its product folate receptor beta (gene FOLR2). Lineage: Eukaryota; Metazoa; Chordata; Mammalia; Carnivora; Mustelidae. Gene Ontology annotation, biological process: sperm-egg recognition; fusion of sperm to egg plasma membrane involved in single fertilization; cell adhesion. The record is from RefSeq and is a predicted model, not a curated record. Bases 150 to 911 code for a protein of 253 amino acids. Gene Ontology annotation, cellular component: external side of plasma membrane. The transcript has 5 exons. Gene Ontology annotation, molecular function: signaling receptor activity.
AGGAAGAGUUGAGAACGGAAAGGGGAAGUCACGUUCCAUGGUGACCAGAGAGCUCUUAUAGUCAGUGUAUCCUGGCUGAGGUCAGAGACUACUGCGGAAAGUCCAGAGACCUGGAGCCAUCCCCAGCCUGAAAAGAGGGACAAAAAGACAUGGUCUGGAGACUGAUUCCACUUCUGCUGCUGUUAGCCUGGACAGCGUCCAUGUGCAGUGCCCGAGCCAGGGUGGACCUGCUCAACGUCUGCAUGGACGCCAAGCACCACAAGGCAAAGCCAGGCCCCGAGGACAAGCUGCAUGGCCAGUGCACUCCCUGGAAGGAGAAGGCCUGCUGCUCAGUCAGCACCAGCCAGGAGCUGCACAAGGACACCUCCCUCCUGUACAACUUCACCUGGGAGCACUGCGGCAAGAUGGAGCCUGCCUGCAAGCGCCACUUUAUCCAGGACAACUGUCUCUAUGAGUGCUCCCCCAACCUGGGGCCCUGGAUCCAGGAGGUGAACCAGAGCUGGCGCAAGGAGCGCUUCCUGCAUGUGCCUCUGUGCAAAGAGGACUGCCAGCAAUGGUGGGAGGACUGCCGCACCUCCUACACCUGCAAGAGCAACUGGCAGCGGGGCUGGAACUGGACCUCAGGAAUUAACAAGUGUCCAGCCGGGACCACCUGCCGUACCUUUGAGACCUACUUUCCCACACCCGCAGCCCUGUGUGAGGGCCUCUGGAGCAAGUCCUACCAGGCCAGCAACUACAGCCGAGGAAGUGGCCGCUGCAUCCAGAUGUGGUUCGACCCAGCCCAGGGCAACCCCAAUGAGGAGGUGGCGAGGUUCUAUGCCAUGGCCAUGAGUGCUGGGGCCCUGCCCCAAGGGGUGGAGCCUCUUCUGCUCAGCCUGGCCCUGAUGCUGCAGUUUGGGCUCUUGGGCUGAGUCUAGCCCUACCCAGACAUCAUGUCUGCGUGUCCCAAGUUUCGAUGACCAAGCUGGGCUCACAAAUGGAGGAACCCUAAGUGUGCUUCCAUCCAUUAUCCAUCCUUCAGUCAUCCCAUUCCUGCUCCAGGUGGGCCUUGGGGUUUGUCUGGCAGUCAGCUCAAAUAAAAAGACUGACACAUCCGUGUCAGAUGAAUUAUU